Molecule: messenger RNA, 684 nt
Organism: Knipowitschia caucasica
Lineage: Eukaryota; Metazoa; Chordata; Actinopteri; Gobiiformes; Gobiidae
Source: the annotation of a GenBank genome assembly
AUGACAAAUGCAUCACACCUCAUCGCGUCUACAGCACAGAUCUGGAUCUGCUGCAGGCCUAAUGGAAACGGGAGCGCCAUCCAGGGAGCUGUCAGCACACAGGAGGGACGUGAGACGCUAGUAGAUAAGAGAGCUAAUGAGACGCUAGCAGAUAAGAGAGCUAAUGAGACGCUAGCAGAUAAGAGAGCUAAGGAGACGCUAGCAGAUAAGAGAGCUAACGAGACGCUAGCAGAUAAGAGAGCUAACGAGACGCUAGCAGAUAAGAGAGCUAACGAGACGCUAGCAGAUAAGAGAGCUAACGAGACGCUAGCAGAUAAGAGAGCUAACGAGACGCUAGCAGAUAAGAGAGCUAACGAGACGCUAGCAGAUAAGAGAGCUAACGAGACGCUAGCAGAUAAGAGAGCUAACGAGACGCUAGCAGAUAAGAGAGCUAACGAGACGCUAGCAGAUAAGAGAGCUAACGAGACGCUAGCAGAUAAGAGAGCUAACGAGACGCUAGCAGAUAAGAGAGCUAACGAGACGCUAGCAGAUAAGAGAGCUAACGAGACGCUAGCAGAUAAGAGAGCUAACGAGACGCUAGCAGAUAAGAGAGCUAACGAGACCCUCAGGACUCUGGGUCUGAAGGAGAGAGACCCUCAGGACUCUGGGUCUGAAGGAGAGAGACCCUCAGGACUCUGGGUCUGA